AUGAAUGAGAAUGAACAGUUUAUUUACUCAUCACCAAGAAAUGGCGAUCGAGUGAUACUAUUAUAUCAUGAAGAAUAAUUUGAAAGCUAUGAUGAAUUGGAGUUAAAUCCUGAACCAAUCAAGCAAAUUAUCGAUAUCAAUAAUGAUGAAAGUUUGCCUACUCCUGGGAACAGUCGAGAUUAUUGCGACGAAUUUAGCAAUGACAGUUCGAACCAUCUAAGGAAAAAUUCAGCUUUAGCCCAUUCCUAUAUUGAUAAGUAUAUGAAUCAGAGUAUGAAACCCUAUCAAAGGGGAGGUUAUGAUAGCGCAAUCAUGGCAUCUGCAUAGGAUCUUAUGAAUUAAAAUAAUAACUAGGAGCAUAUUUAGUCGAUCAAAGCUGGAAGAUAAAGUAAAAUUUUAUACUCUAAUAGAUUUAGUAAAAACAAGACCGCAAUCAACCAUUCGAUCUAACGAGAUAAGAUACAAGUCAAUGAAGAAUCAAACCAAUAAUUUCCAACUAAAUAGUCAAAGCACUGGCUAUAUUUUUGA
This is a messenger RNA of Stylonychia lemnae, 528 nucleotides long. The record is from the annotation of a GenBank genome assembly. Lineage: Eukaryota; Ciliophora; Spirotrichea; Sporadotrichida; Oxytrichidae.